AUGAAGAUGUUCAUCGCUCUCCUGGUAGCCAUGGUGGCGUUAGCCGCCGAAGGAUCUUACGUGUCCACAGCAUGGCCAGCACGCUCCGUAGGAUGGAACAACUGGAGCGGAUGGAAUGGAUGGAACAAUGGAUGGAACAAUGGAUGGAACAAUGGCUGGAACGGAUGGAAUGAUGCCGGUGUGUUGAGCUACCCGUACGCCAAAUCGUGGUCAUCUUCCUGGAAGGCGGCUCCACUGUACAAGGGCUGGAACGGAUAUUACGGUGGUGCCAAUUCCUGGGGUCUUCCGUGGGGAACAUACGGAAACGGAUGGGGACAUCACGGUGUUGUGAAGACUGUUGUGCCUGCCAAGGUUAACUCGUGGGGACUGCCAUGGGCAUCGUACGGAGGAGGAGCUUACGGCUGGGGAUAUUAG
Messenger RNA from Sabethes cyaneus, 414 nucleotides. RefSeq names its product bifunctional endo-1,4-beta-xylanase XylA-like. The transcript has 2 exons. The record is from RefSeq and is a predicted model, not a curated record. The coding region runs from base 1 to 414 and encodes 137 amino acids. Lineage: Eukaryota; Metazoa; Arthropoda; Insecta; Diptera; Culicidae.